UUUCGCCCUGUCAGUGUAUGGAGAAGGAGCGGGGCUCGUCCCGGCUUCCUGAGGGGACGUAAUUUGCACGGAUCAAGGGGCAGGCAUUGCAAAGUAUAAAUAGUGUGACUUCAAUAGCGGAUCACCAGCAGGUCUGAACUCCGCAGCAAGAAGAAUUGGCCAAGAUCUUAUACAUUUAGCUUAGCGCGAGAUCUAGAGUUGGCAACAACAUCACCUCGUAUUUAGGUCGACGAAAAGAAACACUAUUGAUGUCUUAUCGUAGGGUGUUGUGGAACUGAGAAAAAGAGAGUGAGCACGAGAAGGGAAGAUUUUUUUUUUGGAGCAGUGAUGGAAGAACUUACCGCUUUUGUGUCCAAGUCUUUUGAUCAGAAAGUCAAGGAAAAGAAGGAAGUUAUAACGUAUAGGGAGGUUCUGGAGACCGGAUCGGCGCGGGGCAGGGAAGCGCUUCCCGCGGAACAGAGUCGCGAGGAGGUGAACGCUAUUGCCCGAGGAGGCGCUCGAUCACCGGGUAGAGAGCCGGACAUGCUCGGGCCAGAGCGAACCAGGGACGCGGGCAGCCCGAAACUCAUGGAUGGUAAUACGGAUAUGAAAGAACGAAAAGAGGAUUCCAAACCAAUGGAGGACGAGACACAAACUAAAAUCAAGCAGCGAAGAAGUCGGACUAACUUUACUCUGGAGCAACUGAACGAGCUGGAACGGCUGUUCGACGAGACCCAUUACCCUGACGCGUUCAUGCGCGAGGAACUGAGCCAAAGGCUCGGGCUGUCUGAAGCGCGUGUUCAAGUUUGGUUCCAGAACAGGAGGGCCAAAUGCAGAAAGCAGGAGAAUCAGUUACACAAAGGGGUCCUCAUCGGGGCCGCGAGUCAGUUUGAAGCGUGUCGCGUGGCACCAUAUGUCAACGUGGGAGCCCUGCGCAUGCCAUUCCAACAGGAUAGUCAUUGCAACGUGCCGCCCUUCUCCUUUCAGGUCCAGGCGCAAUUGCAGUUGGACAGCGCUGUGGCCCACGCGCACCAUCACCUGCACUCUCACCUGGCUGCGCACGCACCUUACAUGAUGUUUCCGGCGCCGCCAUUUGGGUUGCCCCUGGCUACUCUCGCGGCUGAAUCCGCUUCCGCGGCCUCGGUUGUGGCUGCAGCCGCUGCCGCGAAAAACACCAACAAGAACUCCAGCAUCGCAGACCUCAGACUGAAGGCCAAAAAGCACGCCGCCGCGCUAGGACUGUGACACGCGGACACGCGCGUGAAACAGGGUCUGCGAUGUUGACAGAAUCAGCGACAUGGCAGAACAGCAAAAUAAAAGGCGUACAUUGUAAAAGCGAGGACCUUAUUUAUGCUUUUCAAAAAUGAAGGACAAAGAAGUAUAGGAUAUCUAUAAAGAUAGGCUAUUUAUAAAAUCAAACUGUGAAAUCGAAGAUGAUUUUGGAUCCAGAAGACGAGAGGUGGAAUUGAUGUAUUUACCCAACUUCUGAAGACAACGUGGGAAUAGAAGCAACACGGAGAGGGGAGGAAGAGCACCGACAAAGCGGGGAGAAGAAAAGAUGUCUAUAAACAGCGAGAUUAUACUGAGUAUAGGAUAGCGCAGCUGGGACGUUCGGCUCUUUGUGUGACAAAGCGAACUAUACUGCGCAGUUUUACUUUAUUACGUUAUUAUUUGAUUUUGAAAAUAGAGGCUGGCCUCGUUUUAUUUCAACAUGUUCCAGAGUUUCCCUCAAAGGAAACUGUGGAUAUUUCUGAACAAAAAAGAAAGAAAAAGGGACAAUGUGAGAGAGUUUUUUUCUUUUUCGUAACAAAAUGAAAACGCCAGAAGUGUUUGCAUGAAUUUCUGUCUUCGCGGAUGACGUAACUCGUGUCAGUUACGUGUUGUUAUCAUGCUUUUUGAUGGACAGCAGUCAUUCAGAAGAAUUAAAGAAACGAGCAGUCACUUGAAUGUUGUUGGGGUCUUAGAUUUAAAGGCCACGGGGUGGGGGUGGGUUUUGAAAAACUGGGAUGAUUACCACACGUUUUAAUGAUUAUUAUUGAGUGUAAAGCAAACCUCAGACAAUAUUUCAGGUUUUAACGAAUAAAGAAUAGUGUCCAAUGUUUGCAAAUGGCAAUAUCCAUUUAAAUCUGCAUAACAGAAAUGUAACCUUUUUCAAUAAAAUCAGUUUUAGGCCGCUUAAUAAAAAAAGAAUCCCUGUUAUGAAACGGUACGGGCACAUGUAAAAUAUGCUGAUACUCAAGAAACAGAAAAUUAUUUUGAUUAUUUUGUGGCUUAAAAAUGCAUUGUAGGAUUUUUUGUUUCUCCGCGUGUUGACUCAUGUGCAUUCUCUCUGUUGUAAUGUUGAUGUUUUUAUAACGGUGGAAGAAAGCGUAUCUCUGCAGAAGGCACGAAUUUCAGAAAAAAUGUCAUUGAAAUCAUUUUUACAUUUAGUUUUAUUAUUUCAUCAUCUAUUAAUGUGAAACGUGGUGUCACCUAAACACAAUUAUUUCACUUCAUAAAAUAAAUCAGCUAAACUUUUCUA
Anguilla anguilla (European eel) is the source of this 2500-nucleotide messenger RNA. It is a transcript of the gene shox2, whose product is annotated as short stature homeobox 2. NCBI's taxonomy places the organism in Eukaryota, Metazoa, Chordata, Actinopteri, Anguilliformes, Anguillidae. The transcript is spliced from 5 exons. Gene Ontology annotation, molecular function: sequence-specific double-stranded DNA binding; DNA-binding transcription factor activity, RNA polymerase II-specific. Gene Ontology annotation, cellular component: nucleus. The coding region runs from base 328 to 1224 and encodes 298 amino acids. The record is from RefSeq and is a predicted model, not a curated record. Gene Ontology annotation, biological process: regulation of transcription by RNA polymerase II.